GAACAAGACCCUGCAGAUGGAAAAGAUCAAAACCCGUUUGAAGGCUGAGUUUGAGGCCCUUGAAUCAGAGGAGAGGCACCUGAAGGAAUACAAGCAGGAGAUGGACCUCCUGCUACAGGAGAAGAUGGCCCAUGUGGAGGAACUUCGACUCAUCCACGCUGAUAUCAAUGUGAUGGAAAACACUAUCAAACAGUCUGAGAAUGACCUAAACAAGCUGCUAGAGUCUACCCGGCGGCUACAUGAUGAGUAUAAGCCACUGAAGGAACAUGUGGAUGCCCUGCGCAUGACUCUGGGCCUGCAGAGGCUCCCUGACCUAUGUGAAGAGGAGGAGAAGCUCUCCUUGGAUUACUUUGAGAAACAGAAAGCAGAGUGGCAGACAGAGCCUCAGGAGCCCCCGAUCCCUGAAUCCUUGGCCGCUGCAGCCGCUGCCGCCCAACAACUCCAAGUGGCUAGGAAGCAGGACACUCGACAGACAGCCACCUUCAGGCAGCAGCCCCCACCUAUGAAGGCCUGCCUGUCAUGUCAUCAACAAAUUCACCGGAAUGCACCUAUAUGCCCUCUGUGCAAAGCCAAGAGUCGGUCCAGGAAUCCCAAAAAGCCAAAACGGAAGCAGGAUGAAUGAAGAGAGGGAGAACACUUAGAGCUCUACAGCUCAUAACCCCUCCCCUUGACCAGAGUGAUUGAUGUCUCCAUGUGAAAGAACCCUUCCCCACUUCUAUUUAAUGUGAUAGAAGCACAACCCCCCUUUCACUUUGCUUUUAUUUCUUUCUGCUGUCAGACUUUCUGGUUUAGGAAGAGAUGUUGUUCAGGUGCUAAUGACAGUUGUGUCUGAAGAUCCCUUCUCUCUCACCCACAUUUUAACCCCUGCCCUUGUUAGGAGACAAAGGAAGGGCAGAAAUCCCAGAUGUGAUUCUCUGUCUCUUGCUUCUGAGGCCUAGUGCCUAAGGCCUGAGGGCUGAGUAGUCCCAUAUCCUUUUUCAGGUGAAGGUUCCAAUGUUUCCCCUCCCUGUACUUUACUUUAGGCUCUGAAGGGACAACAUUCUUUUUUCUGGACUUUCCAGUAGGUUUGGUGCAUAUAUCUCCCCCACUCCCACCCUCAUCUCAUCCUCAAGGGCCAGAGGCAGCUUGGACAAGCUCUCCUUUUUGUAUUAAUUCGGGAGGCCUAGCUGUUUUAUUAGAGUUUACCACCCCAUUACCCCCUACCCUGACAGUUUCCCAGAUAUACUAAAGUUCUCAGGUACCAGGUUAUGUGUCUGAGAACCCUAAAAUCUGUGGACUUUUCUCCAAUAAUAACCCUAGCUUUUGAAAAUUAGUAGUAGAUGUUCCCCACAGUGAAAUCAAGGAGCCAGACCUACUCUGCAAGUCCUGCCUAAUUUGUUUCCUAAGUCUGAGGGCUCUGCUAUAGGGGCUGUGUUAGGCUGGAGAGAAUCCAGGAUGACAUUUGUGUUACUUUUUGUUCAAAACCUUUUAACACUUUACUCCAAUGGUGUAUCUUAGAGUUCAGAGUAACGGGUUGUGAUUCAAGUGAAUGCCAGUCACUACCAUGCAGGUAGGUGAGACCUCUACUUCAGUCAUCCCUCCCUCUCUUGGGUUGGCUCUCUUCUCUAAGGCAGCCUCAGCUCAGGUCAGCUUUUGGUGACUCCCUUUCCAGUGAAUUGUGCAGGUGACUUUCCCUCUGAGAAGAAAAGAUUCCAGUUUCCCCUAAGCCCUACACCUCUUCCUCUUAAACUUAAGGGAUGGGACGGGGACUGACUGAAAAAAUGUUGGCUUCAGGUAUCAGGCCCUGGCUGGGUAGGGGAGGAUAUUUUUCCUUCCUUUCUUAACUGUACUUUUAAGUUACCACAGUGUCUGUGUGUUCAUAAUAUAUGGAAGGUUCCUCUGCUCUUUGAAAGUAAGAGCAUUAUGUCUGUACAAAUUCUUUUAAAUAAACAUUUGUUCAUUGGAAUAAA
Molecule: messenger RNA, 1949 nt
Organism: Capra hircus (goat)
Lineage: Eukaryota; Metazoa; Chordata; Mammalia; Artiodactyla; Bovidae
Gene: ZC4H2
Product: zinc finger C4H2-type containing
Biological process (GO): positive regulation of neuron differentiation
Cellular component (GO): nucleus
Source: RefSeq, a predicted model, not a curated record